This is a messenger RNA of Tilletiopsis washingtonensis, 3225 nucleotides long. RefSeq lists its product as hypothetical. NCBI's taxonomy places the organism in Eukaryota, Fungi, Basidiomycota, Exobasidiomycetes, Entylomatales. The coding region runs from base 1 to 3225 and encodes 1074 amino acids. The record is from RefSeq and is a predicted model, not a curated record. The transcript has 2 exons.
AUGGCUGCGAGUCAGGAUGCAGGCGGGUCUGAUCGCGAGCGCUCCGAGUCGCCCAUCUUCGUCAGCAUCGUGCCGGCGCGCAAGCGCACGCGCAAUGCGACGCAGGCCGCCGGGCAGCAGCAGGAGCAGCAGCAGCACGCAGCGCUCAAGGAAGAGACGAGCAGCCCAGUGAAGCGCACGGCGCCGGCGUCAGCCGUGCCGCCCGUGCCCGCGCCCUCGUCGGCUCCUGCUGCGCCGGCCUCGCCCGCGUCUCCAGAGCUGGCGACGCCGUCAGCGCUUGUGCCCUCUGCAGCGGCCACGGCCGCCUCCGCAGCAUCGGCGUCCGCAGCAGCAGCGCCAGCAGCAGCACCGGCGUCGACAUCAGCUGCGCCUGCGCUCGUCCCGGCUGUGCCGGACGCUCCCGCUGCCGCUCCGCUCUCUGCCCAACCUGCGCUCGCCUCGGCUGCGCCGGACACGCGCGCAGCGCCUGCGCAGCCCUCUGCCGUCGCUUCCGCACCGGCAGCAGGAACGUCGGCUGCGCCAUCAGCGUCGCCAGCACCGGCAGCACGGAGGACAAACAUGCGCUCGCUCUCGCCCGCCUCGAUGGCUGCACUGCCGAUGCCGGGCCCGAGCGACGGCGCGCUGCCAAUUGCGGCGCUGCAGCAGCUCAAGGACGUCCAUCUUCUCACGCGCGCGAAGUACCUGCGCGCCGUGCUCGACACGAUGCUCUCUGCGCGCGCGGAUGGCGUCGUCAUCAACGAGCGCUUCCUCGGUGACUGCAUCUCCGCGCACCAGAAGAUCAUUGACACGCUGAAGCUGCAAGCCGCGCGUCAGCAGACCGCCUCUGCCGCCGCCGCUGCUGCGCAGGCAUCGCGCUCGUCGCCGGUCCGCGCUGCAGUCCAGCCUCCGCAGCCCUCUGCGGCAGACAGCGCUGCCGCCGCAGCACCGCCAGCAGCGGACGGCGCUGCUGAUCGCUCUCCGCAGGGCGCAGCGGCGGACAGCACUAUGACGCCACCUCUGCAGCGCUCGCCCUCGCCGCCGCUCCGCGCCGUCGCUCCGCCUGCGCAGCCCUCUGCUGUCGCUUCGCCUGCGCAGCCCGCUGCUGUCGCUCCGCCUGUGCAGCCCUCUGCCGUGGCUCCGCCAGCGCAGGUCUCUGCUGUCGCUUCGCCUGCGCAGCCCGCUGCUGUCGCUCCGCCUGCGCAGCCCUCUGCCGUGACUCCGCCAGCGCAGGUCUCUGCUGUCGCUUCGCCUGCGCAGCCCGCUGCUGUCGCUCCGCCUGCGCAGGCCUCGACCUCAUCGGUGGUCUUCGCUACCCGCGCGCCGCUGGCUGGCAGCUCGCUGCCGGCAGCGCAGGGAUCGCCGUCCGCAGCGCCGCCAGCACAGCCUGCACAGCCUGCACAGCCUACACAGGCCGCUGCACACGCCGUCGCGCAGCUGCCGCCGCAGAAUGCGGCAGCGGUAGCCGGGCCCUCUUCGGCGCAGCGCACCUUUGAGGAGAUGAGCAGGCAGGUCCGUCUCCAGCUGCAGGCGCAGUACGACGCCCUGCACGGACGACCGCAGCCGCAGCCGCAGCCGCAGCCGCAGCCGCAGCCGAAGAUGCCGCAGCAGCAGCACUCGCAGCAGCAGCACCCGCAGCAGCAGCGCCAUCAGCAGCAGCACGACCAGCAGCAGUACGUCGCGCCUGCUUUUCCGCCCGGCUUCCCGGUGCCGCCGUCUGUCUUCCCGACGUCGCUGCCGCCGCAGCAGCAGCGGCAGCAGCAGCAGCAGCAGCAGCAGCAACAGCGGCCGUCGGGCUUCCCGCCUGGCUUCUCGUCGGCGCUGCCGUCUGUCAUGUCGCCGCAGCAGCACUCGCCGCAAGCCACGAGCUUCUUGCCGUCGCAGCACAUGCCUCCUCGACAUCCGCCGCCGCUGCCGCAGCGACAGCAGCAGCAGCAAGCAGCGCCCCCAGCGCACACAUCCUCCGGCUUCCCUCAGCCGCAGCACUCGCCACAAGCGACCAGCUUCUCGCCUUCGCAGCAGCAACCGCCGCACGGGACCUUCCCGCCGCCGCCGCAUCAGCAGUCGUCGUCAGAGUCGCAUCUGCAUGCUCGUCACGAGUCCCAGGCGCGCGAGCAGGUCUUUGCGCCUCGCUACCUGCCAGCGUCGCUCGCAGCUGCGGAGCAGGCCUGGGCAGCAGCAAGCAGCACGCCGUCGUCGGCGUUGUCAUACGAGACGCCGCAGCAAGAGGCUCUGCGGCAGGCUGCUACACGCGGCAUUGCGCGUCUCGUCGGUGGCUCGAGUGCGCUUCUGCUGCUCGACCGCGACUCGCAGGAGCACCGCCACGCUCUGAAGAAUCACGCGUCGCAGAUCCGCGCCCUCGUCAACGCAGAGACGGCGCGGCAGAAGGCAGAUGCCGAGGCGGCGCGGCAGAAAGCAGAGGCUGCAGCGCCAAAGACAGGAGAGAGCGCAGCGCCAAGCGCAGUAGCAAGCGCAGCAGCGUAUUCGGCGUCAAGGGCAGCUUCGAGCGCAGCGGCAGAAGCAGCAUCCGACGCAGCUAAGGCGCGCCAGCUUGGCGAGAGCGCCGCAACAGACGCAGCUAAGGCGCGGCAGGUCGGCGAGAGCGCCGCAACAGAAGCAAAGAGAGCGCUGCACGCGCUGAGGGACCUCGACUACCAUCCCGUCGUGCAGGCGCUGAAGCAGGAGAACGCGUCGCUGCGCAAGAUCAUCGACGCGCUCGUGACGCGCGUCGACGCUCUCGAGAGUGCGCCGCAGGCUGCAGCCGCCUCGGAACCGGCCGCGCCGCCGCCACCGCCGCCGCCGCCGCCGACGACGACAUUAGUGGCUAGCCCCAGCGACGUGCAGCGCCAGAGCCGCAGCACGUCGCUGAGCAGCGCCGCUCCCGCCACAUCUGUGUCGGAGAAGCGCGCGCGCGAGUCCUCUCCUGCGCAGUCCGGCUCGGAGGAGGAGCUGGCGCCGCGUAGCGCCAGCGCACGAGGCUCGCACCGCACCAAGAGACUGCGCCUCCAGCCCCUAGAGAGCGACGACGACGACGACGAGAUCAACGACGACGGCAAUGAUGCUCCGCCAGAGCCACGACGCCUCUCCAUCGAGCCCAACAGCGGCUUGAGCAGCGUCGACACCGUGGAGGUGCCGACACUGCGCGCUUCCGCCUCGCGCGCCUCUGUCUCGCGCGCGUCGUCCUCGUCGUCGCGCACAAAGACUCCUUCACGAAACGUGAUGCGGCCCAGAUCGCAGUGGCGGGACUGA